Paramecium octaurelia is the source of this 870-nucleotide messenger RNA. The record is from the annotation of a GenBank genome assembly. NCBI's taxonomy places the organism in Eukaryota, Ciliophora, Oligohymenophorea, Peniculida, Parameciidae.
AUAUUUUCAUUGAUAAUGCCCAGGAAUAAGAAGAAAUGCGGGAGGCCACCUAAAUCCGAGAACACUGAGGAGAUAGAGUAUAUGGACGAGGGAUAUAUAGCGACCAAUUAAUUUGCCUUGGAACUUCUAUAAUUGAUCACAGAGAUGGCUAAUUAUAAAUUACUCACGAUAACAGGGCCAGCUCCAGGUAAAAAUGAUGAGGAAAAAAAAAAAUAUAAGAAAAAGUGUCUAAAGAACAGAAAGGAAAUUGAAAAAGAACAAAAAUGGUUGAGAAGUAAGUUAAGUAUCGAGGAGGACUAGGUGUUCUUCUUGAGGAAUCAAAAUGAUAAUCCCAGGAAAUAUCGAUUAGUGGAUGGGAAGUUGGUUAAGUGUGGAGAUGAAUCAUCUAAUAAUAUUUUUUAACUCCAAAAUGAUAAUUACAAAGCCAACAGUUUUACUAAGAGCAUCCUAAGAGUUUGCAAUGAGUUAAAUACAGAGAUUUAAAACUUUAUAAAACAACUAGUUAUUAUAUUCUUACAAUCUAACAAAUCAAUAAACGAGUUUUAAGAACAAUUUUUUUCAUUAUUUAAUUCCUAAUCGGAGUAAGAAUAUAAAGAAAUAAGACAAUGGGAUGAAUUAUUUGAAAUCUCAUUUGAUGAAAAGUUAUCUUUAAUGUAGAGUGAAAUUGAUUAAUUCAAAACUAAAUAUUCUCUAAAUUUAGACCUAGAGCAAAGUCAAAUGAAAGUUGAAUAAAAAAGAAUCGAUGUCUUAAAAAACCAACAGUUGAACAUUGAGGUCUUUAAAAGUAUAUAAGGACCCAAUCGACCCUUGAAACUAUUCACAAGAAGAAUACACAGUCUAUUCCAUAAGCAUUAUAGUUUGGAAGAAUGA